Triticum turgidum subsp. durum (durum wheat) is the source of this 2307-nucleotide messenger RNA. NCBI's taxonomy places the organism in Eukaryota, Viridiplantae, Streptophyta, Magnoliopsida, Poales, Poaceae. The record is from the annotation of a GenBank genome assembly.
AUGGGCUCCCUAAACGACAUUGGUGUUGCCGCAGGAAUAAACAUAUUAUCCGCAGUGGGCUUUCUUCUCGUGUUCGCAGUUGUUAGGAUACAACCUAUUAAUGAUCGGGUAUACUUUCCAAAAUGGUACCUUAAAGGGACAAGAAGCAGCCCAAGGCACAUCGGAAAUGUCUUGUCAAAAUUUGUGAAUGCUGAUGUGUCAACAUAUCUUCGGUUUCUCAACUGGAUGCCCGCCGCGCUGAAAAUGCCAGAACCUGAGUUAAUUGAGCAUGCAGGACUAGACUCUGCGGUAUAUGUCCGCAUCUAUCUUCUCGGUUUAAAAAUAUUUGUGCCAAUUACUGUGCUGGCAUUUGCUGUCCUAGUUCCUGUCAAUUGGACUAGUGCAACUUUAGGGGAUGAUGAAGAGGGUCUAAGUUAUGAUCAAAUUGACAAGCUUUCAAUAUCGAAUCUUGGUCCAGGUUCAGAAAGGUUUUGGGUACACAUUGGAAUGGCCUAUGUGUUUACCUUUUGGACAUUCUACGUGUUAUAUCAUGAAUAUAAGGUUAUAACAACUAUGAGAUUGCACUUUCUUGCCAAUCAAAAUCGUCGGCCCGACCAAUUCACGGUACUUGUGAGAAAUAUACCAGUUGACCCAGACGAAACAGUUGGUGAGCAUGUUGAGCACUUCUUUGCUGUGAAUCAUCGCGAGCAUUAUCUCAGCCACCAGGUUGCAUACAACGCAAACGCCCUUGCCAGUUUGGUUAAGAAGAAGAAAGGCUUGCAAAACUGGCUGGUCUACUACGAAAACCAGCACGCUAAGAACCCUGAAAAGGAGCUGACUAUUAAGACAGGACUGUGGGGUCUUUGGGGGGAAAAGGUGGAUGCAUUACAACACUACAAGACAACAAUCGAGGAGCUAUGUAAACAGGAGGAUGAGGAGAGGCAGAAGGUGAUUAGUGAUCCUAAGGCUAUAAUGCCAGCAGCAUUUGUGUCUUUCAAUAGUCAGUGGGGGGCUGCUGUUUGUGCACAAACACAGCAGACAAGUAACCCAACGGUGUGGUUAACUGAGUGGGCUCCGGAACCUCGGGAUGUUUACUGGCCUAAUCUCGCCAUCCCUUUUGUCGAGCUCUCGAUCAGGAGGCUUAUCAUGGCUGUUGCGCUCUUUUUCCUGACAUUUUUCUUCAUGGUCCCAAUUGCGCUCGUCCAAUCCGUGGCCAAUCUCGACGAUAUUGAGCGGGUGCUUCCUUUCUUGAAACCUAUAAUAGAGAGAAAUGGUCCAAGGUCAGUCAUACAAGGUUUCUUGCCAGGAAUCGCAUUGAAAAUCUUCCUUAUAUUUCUGCCAACAAUUCUCAUGGCCAUGAGCAAGAUUGAAGGCCACGUAUCACUCUCUGGAUUGGAGAGGAAGACAGCAUCAAAAUACUUCCUGUUUAUUUUCGUCAACGUAUUCUUGGGAAGUGUAGUAGCUGGAACAGCGUUCCAGCAGCUGAACAGUUUUAUCCAUCAAUCCACUAACAAAAUUCCAGAGACCAUUGGAGAAUCCAUUCCCAUGAAAGCAACUUUUUUCAUCACCUACAUUAUGGUGGAUGGAUGGGCAGGCAUUGCCGCUGAGGUUCUUAGGUUGAAGCCGUUGAUCAUGUUCCACAUAAAGAACACAUUCUUGGUCAGAACCGAGCAAGAUCGCGAGCAGGCCAUGGACCCUGGGAGCUUGGAGUUUGGCAGCACCGAACCGCGAAUACAGCUCUACUUCCUCCUAGGGCUUGUAUAUGCUGUUGUGACACCCAUCAUUCUUCCUUUCAUCAUAGUCUUCUUCGGCCUGGCCUAUCUUGUUUUCAGACACCAGAUCAUCAAUGUCUAUAACCAGCAAUACGAGAGCGGCGCGCAAUUCUGGCCAGACGUACACGGACGAAUCGUCACCGCAUUAGUCAUAUCGCAGAUCCUGCUGAUAGGACUGCUGAGCACACAGGAAGCAGACCAGUCCACUGUCGCCCUUCUUCCUCUUCCUGUCCUGGCCAUAUGGUUCCACUACGUCUGCAAGGGCCGGUUCGAGCCGGCAUACAUAAAAUUCCCCUUGCAGGAGGCCAUGGUGAAGGACACGCUGCAACGGGCAAACGACCCGAUGCUGAACCUGAGAGAGUACCUCAAGGACGCAUACGUGCACCCCGUCUUCCGCAGCGGUGACAUCUAUGAGCUCUUGGCCAUGGAUGAAGAGGAGAACCCCCACCUUGUCGCGACCAAGCGGCGGUCUCGGAUGACCACGCCGGUGGACAGCAAGUUCAGUUCCAGCUCUGGCACCAACGAAGGAGAGUUCAGCCGGCCGCGUCCUAGCUGA